Messenger RNA from Bombina bombina (fire-bellied toad), 3419 nucleotides. RefSeq names its product transcription factor 7 like 1 (gene TCF7L1). Gene Ontology annotation, biological process: canonical Wnt signaling pathway; regulation of transcription by RNA polymerase II. Gene Ontology annotation, cellular component: beta-catenin-TCF complex. Gene Ontology annotation, molecular function: DNA-binding transcription factor activity, RNA polymerase II-specific; RNA polymerase II cis-regulatory region sequence-specific DNA binding. Bases 271 to 1950 code for a protein of 559 amino acids. NCBI's taxonomy places the organism in Eukaryota, Metazoa, Chordata, Amphibia, Anura, Bombinatoridae. The record is from RefSeq and is a predicted model, not a curated record. The transcript is spliced from 12 exons.
AAAAAUUGUGUAGGGGGGCUUUGUGUUAGAGUUAGGGGAAAGCUUGAAAAGGGGGAAGGUAGUUUAAGGGGGAAUCACUGUAGUCUAGGGGAUUUUCAGAAGUUAAAGGGUUCUCCUGAUCGCUGAAUAGGGGUCUUCCUUAUUAAUAACAGUUGAAACAGCAAAAAAGGCAGUGCAGAGUUUACUCUUGGGGGAAUCUGCUGUUGGAUUGUACUUUUUUUAUUUAUUUUUUCCCUGGAAGUGUUCCCUCUGGUUGUGGGGGUGCUCACCAUGCCUCAGUUAAACAGCGGAGGAGGGGACGAAUUGGGUGCCAAUGAUGAACUGAUCCGUUUUAAGGAUGAGGGGGAGCAAGAGGAUAAGAGUCCCGGGGAAGGUUCCGCUGAAGGGGAUCUAGCUGACGUCAAGUCUUCCUUGGUCAACGAGUCUGAAAAUCAGAGCAGCGACUCGGAUUCAGAGGUAGAACGACGGCCCCCUCCGAGAGAGAGUUUUGAGAGGCAUAGAGAUUACCUGUCUGAAGCAUUCAGGAGACAACACCAAGAUGCUGCGUUCUUCAAAAGCCCACACUAUGCUGGAUAUCCCUUUCUGAUGAUUCCUGAUCUUGGCGGCCAUUAUCUUCCCAAUGGUGCCCUUUCCCCGAGUACCCGCACGUAUUUACAGAUGAAAUGGCCGCUUCUAGAUGCCCCCAGUACAGCUGGUUUGAAGGAUGCCAGAUCCCCAUCCCCUGCCCACCUGUCUAACAAGGUCCCAGUCGUUCAGCAUGCGCACCACAUGCACCCACUUACCCCACUCAUCACUUACAGCAAUGAACACUUUUCACCAGGGACUCCUCCUGGACAUUUGUCACCUGAGAUAGACCCCAAGACAGGAAUCCCCCGACCGCCUCAUCCCUCAGAAUUGUCACCUUAUUACCCACUCUCCCCCGGUGCUGUGGGGCAAAUUCCUCAUCCACUGGGCUGGCUUGUACCACAGCAAGGCCAGCCUAUGUAUUCCAUACCACCAGGUGGAUUCAGACACCCAUAUCCCACUUUGGCCAUGAAUGCCUCCAUGUCAAGUUUGGUUUCCAGCCGUUUCUCUCCACACAUGGUGCCACCUCCUCACCAUAGCCUGCACACAUCGGGCAUCCCUCACCCUGCUAUUGUCUCACCAGUUGUAAAGCAGGAACCUUCCUCUGGGAAUAUGAGUCCUAACCUCCAUUCGAAGCCUAUGGUGGUGAAGAAAGAGGAAGAGAAGAAGCCUCACGUUAAAAAACCCUUGAAUGCCUUUAUGCUUUACAUGAAGGAGAUGAGAGCCAAAGUAGUAGCAGAAUGCACAUUAAAAGAGAGUGCCGCAAUCAACCAGAUUCUGGGUCGCAGGUGGCAUUCUUUAUCACGUGAGGAACAGGCCAAAUACUAUGAGCUAGCACGAAAGGAACGACAGUUGCACUCUCAGCUCUAUCCCACGUGGUCUGCAAGGGACAACUAUGUAAGUGUGACAGGAAAAAGAAAGAAACGGAAGCGAGAGAAGCAAAGCCAAGAAAUGGAACAUACAGUCUCCAAGCCCAAGAAGAUGUGUGUCCAGCACCUUCCAGCUGAUAAAUCAUGUGACAGUCCAGCCUCCUCCCAUGGCAGUAUGUUGGACUCCCCAGCCACUCCUUCCGCGGCCCUGGCCUCACCUGCAGCACCUGCAGCCACACACUCCGAGCAGGCCCAGCCUCUUUCCCUGACCACCAAACCGGAAGCCAGAGCUCAUCUUUCUCUCAGCCACUCAGCCGCCUUCCUGGCCUCUAAAUCCCCUUCGUCCUCAAGCUUCUCAGGACACCUAUCCUCCCCAGUGGGCUCCCCACUGCUUUCACGGCCUAUACCAAUCACAUCCUCCAUGUUAUCUCCAGGAGUCUUUUCUCCAGGUCUGCCAGUUUUCUCUCCAGCUCUCCAGUCACAGCCCCUCUCUCUGGUGACCAAAUCCAAUGACUGAUAUAAUAGACAGGGCUUUGACAGUUGGUUGUAUUUUCAGGAACCAGGGACUCUUUCACUACAAAGCAAGAGCAGAUCUGCAUAUGCAUCAUUCUGCACUAGUUUGUGUGUAUAUAUACAUAUAUAUAUAUAUAUAUGUCUUUGCAGAAGGAGACUUUGCUCUGCACUGAUGUGUGUGUGCGCAUAUAUAAGUAUCUGCAGAUAAAGACACCUGUGCACUGGUAAUAUAAUACUCUGCAGAUAUAGACAUUACUCUGCACUAAUAGGGGACACUACAGCUAUAUGUUGCCACAUUUCUCUGCACUGAUAUAUAUAUAUCUAUAUAUCUAUAUCUCUGCAGAUUUCAACACAUCUGCUUUAAUCCCAAAGCUCUGUAGAUAUGUGUGUAAAAGAGUUGGAUCUGCAAAUAGCAGGACAAUACCAAGUGCAAGCCCAGAUGAAUAUGGAGAACUUUGCAGAUGUUUACAGAUCUACCCCUAGGGCUUUUGGUACACUGCUCAUUUUUAAAGACCUUGCAGAGUUAUUCAUGGAACUGCUCAUAAACAACCUUUUUUCGGCAUAGACUUUCUCCUCUCCAGCAACCAGUGUAUUCAAUAAAGAUGGCUGCCAAUGGACCCAGAAUGAUUAUUUGGUCAAUAUUUGACCUGGAGGAUUCACCCCUAGGGCGGCAGAAAAAAAAGUUCAUCCCCUUUUAAUUUUUUUUUUUAAUAAAAUAUUGCCUGUAGUUUCAGUUAAUUUUUCUUUUUUUUUCCUUGUUUUCUUUUCUUUAACACGGAAAGUAAAAAGAAAAAAAAUAAAUUGAUUUCUAAUGAGUAUCACCAUGUAGGAUGUAAAUUGUACAUACCAAAGUGGUCAGAGGGAAGGGGGUGGUGCAUGCUUUUUCAUUUGUGUGGGAGGUGGGGGAAAGGUGUUCAUUAUUUUUUUUUUUUUUUUUUAAACUUACAUCUUUUUAUUGGGGGCUUGAGAAACAUACCCAUUUCUUUUCACUGAGUGAGUCUGGAAGAAAAUAUCACAUUUCUAAUGCUGCUGUGGCAUUUUAGGACAUAAUGUGUCCUUUAUUUUUGUUUUUCUAUUUCUGCGUGUUCAACAGAAUUUCCAUGUAUUAUUUUUUUUUUCCAUCCUUUUCCCCCUUUUCCAUUCUUGUCUUUUCUCCAGCGUCUUUUUUUUUUUUUUUUUUUUUUUUUUUUUUUUUGGGACAAGGUAAAAAUACUUUGAAAAAUGUGACUUUUUUUGUAACAAAAAUAGAAAAUAUAUUGUGUUUUAAAAUAUUAUAGGGGUGUUUUUUAUUUGUUCCUACAUACAUACAUUUUGUUUCCCUUUUUACUAUGGUUUGUAAAAGAUUUAUAUUCUUUUGAGGGAACUGCAAAUAAGAUCAAAUCCGGAAAUAAAAUAGGCUGUCCAUUGCUUGGCAUUUGAAUGGGUUAAAAAUAAAGCCUAUGGAACCUAAUAAAGAAAAUUACAUUUAUUUUA